UAUUUGGUGUUCGACCGCCCCUCCCUUUGGAUUAAUCAUUCUGUGAUCUCGCUGUCAAGAACGAAGCGCUCUCCCGCGCAUCAUGGCUGUUUAAAGGCGUGCAGCGGCUUACUUCGCAUCGGCAAUAACACGGCAGUGCAGCGGCGAAUUGCAUUGGCUUUUUCUGGCAAAAUGGCGUCUCUUUCGACAUCCACCCUCAGCUUUGCUGCAGUCGACAGCAGGACCUACCCUCUGGAAACCCAGACGAUAUCACGUUUAUUCCCCCACACACGACUACCACUGACCACUGGACAUGGCCUUGAUGACAGUGCCGGUCCCGGAGGACGUGGGGGCCCUGUUCUUAGGGCCCUCGUUUCUGACGGCUGACCCCAUGGUUCCCCUUCUGGACCAAGAUGAAGAGGAAGCUCUCUCUCUCUCCUCCGCCUUAGAGGAGAGUUCAACCGCUUCACCCUCCCCUACUUUGUCUUCCUCUCUCUCCCUGUCCCCUUACCAAACUCUCUGUCCCUCGCCUCUCUCCUCCUCCUUCUCCCCUCCUGCCUCUCCCCUCUCCUCCCCCUCCUCGUUCCUGGAGCCCAAGGUGGGUGCUGACGCCCUGUCCUUCCCCUGGCUGGGGGCUGCGGAGCUGCUCCACGCGCACGUUGGAGCAGACGUCAGCAGGGAUGACCCCUUCUCAGGGAUGGACUGGAUGGCAGAGAAGAUUGACCUCAGUGACUUUGACCUGGAUUCCCUAAUGGGCUCCUCAGACGAGCCUCCCAGCUCCCCAGAGGACCUCAUCGCCACCCUGGACUCCCAAAUGGAUCUGGAUGUCCACAACUUUGACUCACCCAUCGUCUCCCCGCUUGAUGCUCUCGCCCUGCCCCUACCCCUCCCCGAUUUGGUCCCUCUCCCACUGGAGCCCCCGCCCGUCACUCUGACCGUCUCUCCAAAUGAGGAGGAGGAGCAGCAGGCGACGCUGAUGGUGAAAACGGAGCCCCUCUCGCCGCCUCCCUUUAGCCACCUGGAGCUGGGUAGCGAGGUUGACGUGUUAGAAGUGGAGAAGAAUGCCCCGACCCUCAACGCCAACGUGAUGCCCUUCCCCACCGGCGACCUCCCAACCACCACCACCACCACCACCACCUCCUUCCUGGUGUCCCUCACCACCGCCGGGCCCUACGUGGUGCUGCUCACCGCUAAAGCAGAACCUUUCCAGGAGUCCCCCAAUGACCAGACCUCCGCUGCUCAGGAGGCCUUCCCCCCUGAUGAGGCCUCCCCUGUGACCAGCGACUGCGACAGCGACUCUGGCAUCGAGUCGGCCUCCAGCAGCCCCCCUCGGAUCUCCUCCCCGUCUCCUUCCUCCCCGUCCUCGGCCGGUUCCUCCAGGACCAAGCCGUACUCCAGGCCGGAGGCCGCCAGCACCGACAGGAAGUCUGCAGGCGGUGCGCCCCCCAGGGUGGUGGAGAAGAAACUGAAGAAGAUGGAGCAGAACAAGACCGCAGCGACGCGCUACCGCCAGAAGAAGCGGGUGGAGCAGGAGGUGCUGAGUGGGGAGUGCGACGAGCUGGAGACAAAGAACCACGCGCUGGCGGAGAAGGUUGACGCGCUCAGCCGCGAGAUCAAGUAUCUCAAGGACCUGAUGGAGGAGGUUCGCAACGCAAAGAACCGGCGCAGCAAGACUGUCUCCGCCUGAGUCGCCAACACCUCCUAACCCGGCUAGUGGUGUAGUCCGUGGGUUCCUGAGGUCAAGUCACAGUUCUGCGGCCGUUGUAGAAAGAGAUCGGCACGUGUACGCUGGAUUUAGGGUUCCAGGUAGCCAAGAGCAGUUGGUGUGCAUGGCAAGAGAUUAUGGAUGUCGAUGAGAUUAGGGACAUAGUGCUAGUCUAUCGGAUUAGAGAUAUCGAUGAAAUUAAUCUUGGAGGGACUAGGGCUGUGAGGUUUUACGGUCGCUCAGUCCGCUCCAGUAGACCCACAUAACAUCUAGGUGUACUUGCAGUGAUGUAUAGGAACGUGUAUAUCCUGGUCGUUUUACUAUGCUAACCCGACAAUCACUAGGCACACAGAUGGCAAACGGCCAUUAUCAAGUCAAGAUUUUAAGUAUUUUAAUUAAUUUGUCACAUGAUCAUACAGUGCUGUGAAAAGUCCAAGAGGCCGUCGUACUUUGCAGACUGCCGACGUAAUAAAACAUUCUCUGAAUAAAUUCCACCUUCAACCACCACCCUUUUGACUCACCCCUCAAUUGUUUCCUGCUGUUGUGUCACCCACCCACCCUCAGCCCACCACCCAUUUCCACCUUCCUCAGAGCAGCUUUGUCCAGAAAGGGGCCACGUUUAUUUAUGAAUUGUUACGCAGCACUCCUGUUUACGUGUUUUGUAAAUGGAUGCUCUUCUUGCUUACUGAUCAUUUUAUUCUUUGUUUUACUUUUGACUAACUCCUGAUUGAUUUUUUUUGGUUUUUAAGUGUUUCUUUCUGAAACUGUAUAAAUGCUUCUUUUUUUUCUAUUAAAUAUCCAUCAAUACUCUUCAGACAUGUCUCUUUUUUUAUUUUGAAGCUGUUUUGACUCGAGAUGAGAGAGGCAGAGUUCCAUCCACAACUUUACCUGUAAGCAUGACUUGGCAAGCUGGCUGGCUGAAUCCCUAGCUGAUUGACGACUUAUCUGAAUGAACUGCCAGUGGGUUUGUAUUGAAGCGUCUGCUGAAUGACCAAUAGCAAAUGGGAUAUCCACGGAUUGACUGUAAAAUUAAGGAAUGCACACCAACGAGUAAACUGAAAGCCUACAAGUCGGUGCACGGUUACGCAAAUGUUUGCGUAUGUGAGUCUGUACUCGGCACUUGUUGCCUAUCAAGUAGAACAUCAGUGGGGGAUGAUCCUUAACAUUAACUGUUGCAAUGGUGAGCUUGGGUUUAUUGCCUCGGUACUAGCAUUAAUCGCUUAUGGCAACGAAUUGUAUUUAUUUCCUCAAACGUGGUCUAGUCCAUUUUUCUUUCCCAUUAUAGCCCUUACAAGUACAAUGAAGCAUAAAUUACAUUUAUUAUGGUAAAUAUCUACAGUUCUAGCAGCAUUGGUUAUAACAUGAUUUGAGUAUUAGUUUAAACUGAUCUUGUCAUGUGGAAAGUGAAAACCGGCCUCAGGUGGUUUCUUCUCAAUAGUUUCACA
Gadus chalcogrammus (walleye pollock) is the source of this 3129-nucleotide messenger RNA. RefSeq names its product activating transcription factor 4a (gene atf4a). The transcript is spliced from 4 exons. Bases 293 to 1666 code for a protein of 457 amino acids. Gene Ontology annotation, molecular function: DNA-binding transcription activator activity, RNA polymerase II-specific; RNA polymerase II transcription regulatory region sequence-specific DNA binding. The record is from RefSeq and is a predicted model, not a curated record. Gene Ontology annotation, biological process: regulation of transcription by RNA polymerase II. Lineage: Eukaryota; Metazoa; Chordata; Actinopteri; Gadiformes; Gadidae. Gene Ontology annotation, cellular component: ATF1-ATF4 transcription factor complex; nucleus; ATF4-CREB1 transcription factor complex.